CGCUCUCGCCCUCGCCUUCGCCCUCGCUGCUCGCUCUCGCCCUCUUCGUCUCUGUCUUUCUCGGCCUUGCUCUCGCUCGCCCUCAAUCGCUCUCGCUCGGGCCUCGCUGUGUCGCUCUCGCCCGCUCACUCGACCUCGCUCUCGCCGCUGCCUCCCUCGCCCUCGCCCUCGCUGCUCGCUCUCGCCCUCUUCGUCUCGGUCUCGCUCUCGCUCGCCCUCAAUCGCUCUCGCCUUCGCCCUCAAAAAAGGAUUCCUUAAGGCUUGGGGCUCGACCAUUUGUCUUUCUAAGGACUACCUUUGCCGUACUUCUCAGGGCAGUAGCCAUUUCCCUCCACAUUUGAUGUCUCAAGUAGAGGAUUUAUGGGAGAGGUUGGUACGUGCUGCGUUAAGGAGGGAGAGGACAGGGAUUGAUGCAUAUGGGCGUCCUGUAGGUGGCAUUGCUGGAAAUGUUCCAUCUUCUCUUGCUAAGAAUAGAGACAUAGAUGCAAUUUUAAGAGCAGCUGAUGAAAUUCAAGAUGAUGAUCCAAAUGUCUCCAGAAUCUUAUGCGAGUAUGCUUAUUCUUUGGCUCAGAAUUUGGACCCAAAUAGUGAGGGGAGGGGUGUUCUACAGUUCAAGACUGGCUUGAUGUCUGUUAUAAAGCAAAAACUUGCAAAGCGAGAGGGUGGGAUCAUAGACAGAAGCCAAGACAUUACUCGCUUACAGGAAUUUUAUAAGCAUUAUAGGGAGAAGCAUAAUGUGGACAAGCUACGGGAAGAGGAAAUGCAGUUGAGGGAGUCGGGUGCUUUCAGUGGUAACCUUGGAGAGUUAGAGCGUAAAACUGUGAAAAGGAAAAGAGUUUUUGCGACCCUCAAAGUUCUUGGGACAGUGUUGGAAGAGCUGACUAAGGAGGUUUCUCCGGAAGAUGCAAAAAGAUUAAUUCCUGAUGAGCUGAAGCGGGUAAUGGAAUCAGAUGCCGCUAUGACAGAAGACCUAAUUGCUUACAACAUUAUUCCUUUGGAUGCCCCUGAUAGAACAAAUGCUAUUCUGUCUUUGCCGGAGGUCCAAGCUGCAGUUUCAGCCUUAAAGGAAUUCAAAGGCCUGUCGAAAUUACCUGAGAGUCUUUCUUUACCUGCUGGAAGGGUUGCUGAUGUGCUUGAUUUUCUCCAUUUUGUUUUUGGGUUUCAGAAAGACAAUGUUUCUAACCAGCGGGAACACAUAGUUCACCUCCUUGCAAACGAGCAAUCUCGACUUCGUAUUCCUGAUGAGCCUGAACCGAAAUUGGACGAGGCUGCUGUGCAGAAAGUAUUUCUGAAGUCUCUCGAUAACUACAUUAAAUGGUGUAACUACUUGGGAAUUCGAGCAGUAUGGAGCAAUUUGGAGUCUGAUAGCAAGGAGAAGAAAUUGUUCUUUAUUUCUUUGUACUUUUUGAUUUGGGGUGAAGCAGCCAACAUUAGAUUUCUUCCAGAAUGCUUGUGCUACGUAUUUCAUCAUAUGGCAAGGGAAGUGGAGGAAAUGUUACGGCAGCAAAAUGUCCGUCCAGCUGAGAGUUGCAAAACUGACAAUGGUGCCUCCUUCCUUGACCAAGUGAUACACCCUCUAUAUGUGGUUGUUGCUGCGGAAGCUGGAAACAAUGAUAAUGGUCGAGCACCUCAUUCUGCCUGGAGAAAUUAUGACGAUUUUAAUGAAUUUUUUUGGUCACUGCAUUGCUUUGAUCUUAGAUGGCCAUGGAGCAAAAGUGAAUCAUUCUUUCUAAAGCCAACCCUGAGGUCAAAGAAUUUGCUUAAAGCUGGCCCAAGUAAACGGCAUGGGAAGACCUCAUUUGUUGAACACCGAACAUUUCUUCAUCUUUACCAUAGUUUCCACCGUUUGUGGAUAUUCCUUAUCAUGAUGUUUCAGGGACUAACCAUCAUUGCAUUCAAUAAUGGGCAUAUUAAUUCAAAGACCAUCAGAGAAGUUCUCAGUCUUGGUCCAACAUUUGUGGUGAUGAAAUUUUUUGAAAGUGUUUUGGACAUUGUCAUGAUGUUUGGUGCAUAUUCAACGUCUCGACGCUUAGCCGUGUCAAGAAUUUUUUUCCGUUUCCUUUGGUUUAGUGCAGCUUCAGUUUUGAUAUGUUUUCUUUAUGUAAAAGCUCUCCAAGAGCAGAGUAAAUCAAAUACGGACUCUAUCAUUUUCAGAAUUUAUGUAAUUGUUAUUGGCAUUUAUGCUGGUGUGCAAAUCUUUAUUGGUUUCCUGAUGCGAAUACCGGCAUUCCACCGUCUGACCAAUCAAUGUGAUAAUUGGCCUCUAAUUCAUUUCAUCAAGUGGAUGCACCAGGAGCAUUACUAUGUUGGCCGUGGCAUGUACGAGAGGACAUCUGAUUACAUCAAGUACAUGAUCUUCUGGUUUUUUGUUUUGGGUGGGAAAUAUUCCUUUGCAUAUUUUCUUUUGAUAAAACCCCUGGUCAAACCUACUAGAACUAUUGUGAAGAUGAAUCGCUUGGAUUAUUCUUGGCAUGAUCUUGUGUCUAAAAAUAACCACAAUGCUUUGACAGUUGCUAGCUUAUGGGGACCAGUGGUAACUAUCUAUCUCUUAGAUGCUCAAUUGUUUUACACUAUUAUUUCUGCUGUAUGGGGUUUCUUGCUCGGGGCUAGGGAUCGCCUUGGGGAGAUUAGAUCCUUGGGAGCUGUCCACAAACUAUUUGAAAAGUUUCCUGAGGCCUUUAUGAAUACUCUUUACAUUCCUCAGUCUAACAGGACUUAUCUUCAGUCGAAUGGUCAAGUCCUGGAGAGGAGUAAGGCAGAUGCAGCUCAGUUUGCUCCCUUUUGGAAUGAGAUUAUAAAGAAUCUAAGAGAAGAGGAUUAUAUUACUGAUUUGGAAAUGGAGUUGCUUCUCAUGCCCUGUAAUACUGGGAACAUACCCAUGGUUCAAUGGCCCCUUUUCCUUCUUGCCAGCAAGAUCUUUCUGGCUAAAGAUAUUGCGGUAGAGAGUCUAGACACUCGAGAUUCACAAGAAGAAUUAUGGAAUAGAAUCUCAAGGGAUGACUACAUGAAAUAUGCAGUUGAGGAAUGUUUUCACACGAUUAUGCUUAUUCUGACAGCUAUAUUAGAUGACGAAGGAAAGAUGUGGGUUGAAAGGAUAUAUGAAGACAUUCACUCAAGUAUAAGAAACAAGAACAUUCCCAAGGACUUUCAAUUGAAUAAGCUGCAAUUUGUGAUUUCACGAGUCACAGCUAUUAUGGGAGUACUGAAAAAAUCAGAAACAGCAGAACAGCAUAAUGGAGCCGUCAAAGCUGUUCUAGAUCUCUAUGAUGUUAUACGCCAUGAUGUCCUUUCUAUUAACAUGAGGGAACAUUAUGAGACUUGGAGUAUGUUGUCAAAAGCAAGGAAUGAAGGUACUUUAUUUUCAAAGUUAAAGUGGCCACGAGAUCCUGAAUUGAGAGCACAAGUGAAAAGAUUGUAUUCUCUUCUUACAAUCAAAGACUCAGCCGCAAAUAUUCCUAAGAAUCUUGAGGCCAGAAGACGACUGGAAUUCUUCACAAAUUCCCUUUUCAUGGAUAUGCCUGCUGCCAAGCCAGUCCGUGAGAUGAUGUCCUUCAGUGUGUUCACUCCAUAUUACUCUGAGAUUGUUCUGUAUAGCAUGGAUGAACUUCUAAAGAAAAAUGAAGAUGGGAUAUCAAUUUUGUUUUACCUUCAAAAGAUAUAUCCAGAUGAGUGGAGAAACUUCCUUGCUCGGAUUGGUCGUGAUGAAAAUGCAGUAGAUUUGGAACUUUUUGAUAGUCCUAGUGAUACCCUUGAACUGCGAUUUUGGGCUUCAUACAGGGGACAAACUUUGGCUAGAACUGUUCGGGGAAUGAUGUACUAUAGAAAAGCUUUGAUGCUCCAAACCUAUCUGGAAAGGAUGACUGCUGCAGAUAUGGAAACUGCUGUUUACAGUAAAGAGGCAACUGAUACUCGAGGUUUUGAAUUGUCUCCUGAGGCACGAGCUCAGACAGAUCUUAAAUUCACAUAUGUUGUUACGUGUCAGAUAUAUGGGAAACAGAAAGAAGAACAAAAACUUGAGGCUGCAGACAUUGCAUUGCUAAUGCAGAGGAAUGAGGCUCUUCGAGUUGCCUUUAUUGAUGAGGUUGAAACACUAAAGGAUGGUCGAGUGCAAACAGAAUACUACUCAAAACUUGUGAAAGCUGACAUCAAUGGGAAAGACAAGGAAAUCUACUCUGUUAAGUUGCCUGGAAAUCCAAAGCUUGGUGAGGGGAAGCCUGAAAAUCAGAAUCAUGCUAUCAUAUUUACCCGUGGAAAUGCAGUGCAGACAAUUGACAUGAAUCAGGAUAAUUAUUUUGAGGAAGCUUUGAAGAUGAGAAAUCUUCUUGAAGAAUUCCAUCAUGACCAUGGCAUUCGUCCUCCUAGCAUUCUUGGUGUCAGAGAACAUGUUUUUACUGGAAGUGUCUCAUCUUUAGCUUCAUUCAUGUCAAAUCAAGAAGGUAGCUUUGUAACGCUUGGGCAGCGUGUUCUUGCAAAUCCUUUGAAGGUCCGUAUGCAUUAUGGUCAUCCAGAUGUAUUUGAUAGAGUUUUCCACAUAACUCGAGGUGGUAUCAGCAAAGCAUCUCGUGUAAUCAACAUUAGCGAAGAUAUUUUUGCAGGGUUCAAUUCAACUUUGCGCCAGGGAAACAUUACUCACCAUGAAUAUAUUCAGGUUGGCAAGGGACGAGAUGUUGGACUGAAUCAGAUUGCGUUGUUUGAAGGGAAAGUUGCUGGUGGUAACGGUGAACAAGUUCUUAGUAGGGAUGUUUACAGGCUUGGGCAGCUUUUUGAUUUCUUCCGAAUGAUGUCAUUCUAUUUCACCACUGUUGGAUACUAUUUCUGUACAAUGUUAACUGUGCUGACUGUGUAUAUUUUCCUUUAUGGGAAGGCAUAUUUGGCAUUGUCUGGGGUUGGGGAAGCGAUAGAAGAUAGAGCUGAAAUUACAGACAAUACUGCUUUAUCAGCUGCUUUAAAUACACAGUUUCUCUUCCAAAUUGGUAUUUUCACUGCUGUGCCAAUGGUACUAUGUUUCAUCUUAGAGCAGGGAUUUUUGAGGGCUGUUGUUAGUUUUGUCACUAUGCAGCUUCAGCUCUGCACUGUUUUCUUCACCUUCUCCCUAGGCACAAGGACACAUUAUUUUGGCCGUACUAUUCUCCAUGGUGGUGCAAAGUAUCGAGCAACAGGUAGGGGAUUUGUGGUUCGACAUAUCAAAUUUGCUGACAAUUACAGACUUUACUCCCGCAGUCAUUUUGUCAAGGGAUUGGAAAUUGUGCUUCUGUUGAUAGUAUAUCUUGCAUACGGAUAUAAUGAUGGCGGUGCACUCUCCUACAUCCUUCUUACUGUUAGCAGUUGGUUCAUGGUUAUUUCAUGGUUGUUUGCUCCUUAUUUAUUUAAUCCUUCUGGCUUCGAGUGGCAAAAGACUGUAGAAGACUUCAGAGAUUGGACGAAUUGGCUUCUUUAUAGAGGUGGUAUCGGAGUCAAGGGAGAAGAAAGCUGGGAAGCAUGGUGGGACGAAGAACUGGCACAUAUCCGAACCUUUUCAGGAAGGGUGAUGGAGACCAUCUUGAGCCUCAGGUUUUUCAUCUUUCAGUAUGGCAUUGUCUACAAGCUUCAUAUACAAGGAACAGAUACAUCAUUAUCGGUGUAUGGCUUUUCCUGGAUUGUGCUGGCAGUGCUCAUUGUCCUUUUUAAGGUAUUCACCUUCAGCCAGAAGAUAUCAGUUAACUUUCAGUUGCUGCUGCGCUUUAUCCAAGGGCUCUCCUUCUUGCUUGCAUUGGCUGGUUUGGUCAUUGCUGUUGUACUUACAAAGCUGUCAGUCCCAGAUAUUUUUGCUUGCAUCUUGGCAUUUGUACCUACUGGUUGGGGAAUUCUAUCUAUUGCUGCAGCUUGGAAGCCUUUGAUGAAGAAGCUGAGAUUAUGGAAAUCCAUCCGUUCAAUAGCUCGUUUAUACGAUGCUGGGAUGGGGAUGCUCAUCUUCAUCCCAGUUGCACUCUUUUCGUGGUUCCCCUUCAUUUCUACAUUCCAAACACGUCUUAUGUUCAACCAAGCAUUCAGCCGUGGAUUGGAAAUCUCUCUUAUCCUUGCCGGAAACAAUCCCAAUACCGGGUUAUGAGUACUUCAGUUUCAUGUGUCCCAGUCUGUAAGCUGUUUAAGUUUUGACUAUAAUUUUGACUCGCUUUUCUUUUUCUUUGUUUUCAUCGUUUCAGAAAUCUUACUGUAAAUUACUUGUUAUUGCCGGUUAGUGAUUAUAUUGUAUGGGAGCAGCAUUCUUGUUAUACUUUGCCGUGCAUCGUGGUCAUGUAGAUGGUUUUCAAGUGGCAAAUGACUUGUUAAAGUUUUGGACAUGUAUUGGACUCAUACCCAGUUGAUGGGCUGCGAGGACAGAAAAUACGGCAGCAAGAGAUAGCUGCACAAUUUGGUUCUUUAUUUCAUGUUAGAACGACCGGCAUUGGUUAAUUAUGAAAUGAAGUGAUUGGGAUGUCUAAUUAUUGAAUGGAUUCUUGGUUAA
Molecule: messenger RNA, 6484 nt
Organism: Diospyros lotus (date-plum)
Lineage: Eukaryota; Viridiplantae; Streptophyta; Magnoliopsida; Ericales; Ebenaceae
Product: callose synthase 9
Exons: 54
Coding region: 341-6088 (1915 amino acids)
Biological process (GO): (1->3)-beta-D-glucan biosynthetic process
Cellular component (GO): 1,3-beta-D-glucan synthase complex; plasma membrane
Molecular function (GO): 1,3-beta-D-glucan synthase activity
Source: RefSeq, a predicted model, not a curated record